CACACACAGCCCCACAAAAAACCCAGAGAAUUAUUUACUGCAGUGUAAAUAAACAAGGCGUCCCCGCCUUAUUGUUUUUGGGUUCGGAUACUUAACAACAAAAUGCUCGCUCGGCCGCAGAAAUGCCCGAUGUGAAAAUCGAAUGGCCAUUUCGCUCCUCAUUCGAUCCAUGAUCGCUGAUCGGGCGCGAUCUCCAUUCCAAUUGUAAAGUUUUUUUUCUCCAAAUUCCGAUCAUUUAAUUUGCAGUUUCAAAUAGUUCGAUCGAUCGUAUCGCGGCCCAUUUAACCGAACUAGACCGUAAGCCAUUUGGGUUCGUCGUAAAUUUUUCGAUGGCCGCGACCGUACCGAUUUCGCAGGCCCCAAAACGCCAGCCGGAACCCAAAUUCCCGGCAGCAAUGCGGCGAGGAUCGGGAACGGUGAACUCCAACCCGGCAGUGCCCAAAUCGCCGGAUGCACUCACCUCGCUGGUGGCCAGAAAGAGUAUUACGUCCAUGUCGGAGGAGGAGAUCAUCCAGGAGAACCUCAAUGAGAUCCUUGACCUCAAAUCGCGCGAGGAGCGAAAAGCCAACGGACGCCUGGUGGCUGUCAUCGUUUGUUUUCUGGUUCUCUUCCUUGCCGUUUACCACGCCUGCGUUCGAAAGUCGGAGAACUCGCUGGCCGGCGUCCUCGUUCCCGCUGGCAUCAUGCUCUCCUACGGCGCCUGGGUGGCCGUCCUGGCCAAAAGGGACAAGCACCGGCGGGCCAUGUUUGAGCGGCACAUCGAGGAGGUCACCUUGAAGAACAAGAUCGAACUGGAGGAGAAGCACGCCCGUCAUGCGAAGCAUUCUCAGUCGCACUCGAAUCUUGGACACUCUGGCACGGACUCGACGGGCAGUGCCUCCAGCACCCUGCACUAUGUAAACGAACUGCUUCCGAAUGGGGAGCACCGCAAGAAGCAGCGACGCCAUCGCCACAAGGAGCGUCCUGGCGAUCGCGAGGAUCACCAUAAUCGACAAUCCCUGGAAGUGGGAGUGCAUCGUGGAGCACCGAAGCGGCCCAGUUUUCGGCAGAAGCUCUUCGGCCAGACCAUUGCCCAUGUGAAGUUGGUCGAGGCUCAGAGUGAUAGCACAGAUUCCGCUGGCGGAACAGGCACGGGUUCAAAUCCAGUUCGUAGUUCGGGUGCGAGUUCAAAUCCAAUUCGUAGUACGGGUGCGGGUUCAAGUCCAGUUCGCAGUACGGGUGCGAAUUCAAAUCAAAGUCGAAGUACUGCUGCGAAACCCGCAUCCACCGGAGGUGACUCCUCCAAUGCCGGCGAGAGACGCCAGAGACUCCAGCGCCUAGACACGCUGCCUCUGCCGCAGGUGGUGCGAGUCGGCUCGGUGCCAUGAUGAUAUUUAGGCUAGAAUUUUUUUUUUUGUUCUUUGGGGUCGAAGGGAAGGGGCUGGCCUCGCUACUGUAUCGCGUAAAUAAAUGUAUUAUAAAAAAUAUAAACAGGAAGUUCGCCUUUAUAAAUAGACGGCAAUCAAAGGAAGGAAACGAUCCGAUCUCCGCAUCGAAAUCAAUGCAGAAUACGUGAGAAUUGUAUUGUGCAAACAGUUGCGCCCAUCUGGCAAUCUUUUCACAUUAAUAAUUGGCUAGUGGAAAUCAAAGCAUCGUUAUUAUUUCUUGCAUUAAAAAAGGAAAUUAUUUAUUUGAAUACUUUUUUAUAUUUUUAUAAAGCUGAAGUAUUCUACAAAUUAAGUAAUAUUUGAUUAGCAACUUAGUGGCCAGCUAACAUCGGUUUUACUCCAUCCUCCCCUAAAAACAUCUCUUUUUUAAUCACUUUAUUGUACAUCUUUUUCCUCGCUGUAUUUUGUUUAAAUCACCUUCAAAAUAUAAUGUAAAUACAAUGCA
Drosophila ficusphila is the source of this 1872-nucleotide messenger RNA. Its product is annotated as serine/arginine repetitive matrix protein 3. Bases 330 to 1367 code for a protein of 345 amino acids. Lineage: Eukaryota; Metazoa; Arthropoda; Insecta; Diptera; Drosophilidae. The transcript has 4 exons. The record is from RefSeq and is a predicted model, not a curated record.